CUUCACAUCACCACAUUAAAACAUAAGAUAAGGAAAUAGGAAUGGCACAGAAUUUGGGAGUUUGUGGGGAUUUAGUGAUCUUUCAAGUUGGCAUUCAUCAUGGACUGACAUCAUUUGGAGGAACAUUGGAAACCUGGGACCACUGAACAGCUGUUCCGUCCUAGUAUGGGACUUCUCAACAGUGCCCAUUCAUGACCCCACCUCACCAGGGAUCGAACCCAGAAUCUUCAGGUUCCUUGGCCAGCACGUUGCCAUCGAGAUACUGAGUCGGAAUCUAGUGGUUUAUAUUUCCAACUCCUGUCAGUUCAUGACUUAGCGUGACCGCUACCUAUACAAAUGCAGUGGAUCUCAGUCUCUGGUAGAUGUUCCCAUGUCCAGAAACCUGGCAGAGGAUGAAAAUGGAAUCAAGUCACCCACAUUCAUAUCUGAAACUUUUCUGGUUUUCUCAGGUUCACUGUUCCUGAAAUUCCUUAAGGUAUCUGGAGUUAUAAAACCUCGGAUCUUAGACAUUAUGCUACUCAGGUAUAUUCUGCAGUUAUCACCGAAGAACUUAUUUCCAUCAUUUAAAACUAGGGUAAUCAGUGAUUGUGACCAUUCGGAAGAGAUUGUAUUUGAUUCACAUACUCCAACUAACACUUCAGUCACUCUAGCUAAUAAUCCUAGGUCUCCGUCACUAAAAGCCACUUGUACAAGUUUGUUGAGGCCUACUGCCGUUCUUCGUCUCAUACCGUUUACAAAUUCCUAGACGUGUGGUUGAU
Molecule: messenger RNA, 758 nt
Organism: Heterobilharzia americana
Lineage: Eukaryota; Metazoa; Platyhelminthes; Trematoda; Strigeidida; Schistosomatidae
Source: the annotation of a GenBank genome assembly